UCGUGCCCUAGAAUUUUCGGUGGAACGCUGCUCGGCUGCCAGUGUACUGUCAUGACGCAUCGCGGGCUGUGAAACUCCCCUUUGCCUUUGGCCACCGCAAUGAACGAUUACGAUCUCGAUUGCCAGGAGUCGAUUCGUCAAUGAAUCGCUUCUCAUUGAUGUUACGACGCAGCAGCUCCUGGCCGCUGUGCAACCUCUGCAACCUCUCCCUCUGUUCUUCGUGUUCCCAUCGACCAUUCACCACCUGCAGCGAAUUCUCGACAAUGUCAUCCCAAAAGCCGCGUAUCCUGUUGUACAUCCUCCGCCGGGAUGUACGUCUUUCAGACAAUCCAGUAUUCACAGCUCUCUCGCGCCACAUAACACGACCGCAAGAUUCCACACAAUCCUCUUGUACAGGUUCUCGCACACGGGACGAUUCUUUGGUCUCUGAGUACCGCGGCGCCCCAUUCACGCACCUGCUGCCUGUUUACGUUUUCCCUGCACAGCAGAUCGAGAUCUCUGGCUUCCUCGCGUCUCCGUCAGACCGAUCGCCAUAUCCUGAGGCGCGCAGCGAACACGCAAAAAUAUGGCGUACUGGACCUCACCGGACUAGAUUCAUUGCUGAAGGGGCUUGGGACCUGAAAAAGCGUCUCGAGGGCUUGAAUUGCGGCACCGAGCUCCAAUUAAGAGUCGGUAUGGUCGAAGAUGUCGUCAAGAACAUCCUUGAUUACUAUUCAACUAGUGAUGGUUCUAAGGGCGAAAUUGCCGGGGUUUGGAUGACAAGGAACGAGUCUGUGGAAGAGAAAGAAGAAGAGCGGAGCGUCGAAGCUGUCACAAAACAGCAUGGAGUCGAAUUCAAACUGUGGCGCGAUGAGAAGUACUACAUUGACGACCGCGACCUCCCGUUUGACCACAUCUCUCAACUUCCUAACAUAUAUACCUCGUUCCGCAAAUCCGUCGAACCGCUACGAGAUCAGCCUCGCGAGAUUCUGCCAGCCCCGACACAACUACCACCCCUACCACCCGACGUUCCACCCCAACAAGCGCCCUUCGCUAUACCCAACAAUUUGGAUGGCUUGAUGGAAGCACUUCUAUCACCGUUCGAGAAAGACCCUUCGUUCGGCUUAGCGGUACCCCCCAAAUGGCCUGGCGAUCACGUCGAGUCAGCUCAUCCGUUCUCUGGAGGCGAAACACACGCGCAGGAUCGCAUAUCGUUUCUCAUCUCUAGCGGAGCAAUGAGCUCGUACAAGGCUACGCGAAACGGCAUGGUGGGACGCGACUUUAGCACAAAGCUCUCCGCUUUCCUUGCGCAAGGGCACUGUACAGCACGACAAGUGCAUUGGGCGAUGAUCGACUUCGAAGAGGGCCGAGGAAAGGGCAAGGGUGAACGAGGCUAUGGAAAGGGAGAGAACGAUGGCACAGCAGCUGUGAGGUUUGAACUGCUGUGGCGAGAUUACUUUCAUCUCUGUAUGCGGAAAUUCGGUCCCAAGAUGUUCCAGUUGUACGGCAUUCGCCCGCAGGAAAGCAAAAACAAUCAAAAGCCGCCGCCACCAAAGAAUUGGAGACGACUCGAUGUGGCUACACCGGGCAACGAUCCUGCAAGAACCAGAGAAGCAUUCUGUCGCUUCCGUUCCGGACGAACAGGCGUCGGUCUUAUCGAUGCUUCGAAUCGCGAACUCUUCCUCACUGGAUACACGUCGAAUCGUGCGCGGCAAAACGUUGCUUCCUUCCUCGCAUCCCACCUCGAGAUCGAUUGGCGUGUCGGCGCAGAAUGGUACGAGUGUAUGCUCAUAGAUUAUGACGUGCCGAGCAAUUGGGGUAAUUGGCAAUACGUGUCUGGCGUGGGAAAUGACCCCAGACAAGGCCGUAUUUUCAAUCCUGUAAAGCAGGCGUUGGACUACGACCCGCAGGGCGAAUACAUCAAGGCAUGGGUACCGGAGUUGCGCGACGUCAAGUUGACCAAGCAAGCUGGACCGCAUGGGAAUGAGGAGGUUGACAAACAACGAUUGAUGGGCUUGUAUCAGGCCAACAAACUUUCAGAAUGGGAGAAGGAAAGCCUUGGUCUGAAAGGCGUUGAGUGGGUCGAGAGGCCGCUUGUGAACAUCAAUUUCUCUGUUGGUCGUGGACGGGGUGGUCCAGGACGCGGAGGCACAAAGCCAGGUAGAGGUGGAGGUGGCGGCGGAGGUGGCGGCGGAGGAGGACCAGGCAGAGGAGGCCACCGUGGAGGCCAAUACCAUCAACACCGCGAACACAGGAGAGGCGCUAGUGAAGAGAAACAGCAUGUCACAAACGGCCCGACAAUUGUUAGCAGUCAAUGAUUCACGGAUCUGAUUCAGGGGUGGUAUCUCUGGUGCUCUGGUGUUGGAAGGUUAGCGUGAAUUACGAGCGAUAUCAAAAAAGCUCGAUUGCAGCAGUGCAUUC
Molecule: messenger RNA, 2400 nt
Organism: Boeremia exigua
Lineage: Eukaryota; Fungi; Ascomycota; Dothideomycetes; Pleosporales; Didymellaceae
Product: DNA photolyase, FAD-binding/Cryptochrome
Exons: 2
Coding region: 141-2297 (718 amino acids)
Biological process (GO): photoreactive repair
Molecular function (GO): FAD binding; damaged DNA binding; deoxyribodipyrimidine photo-lyase activity
Source: RefSeq, a predicted model, not a curated record